GUGACGCACGACAUACACCAGGAAGGAACAGGCUGUCCUAAUUGCACGUGGAUUUGUGUCCAUUUAUUUAUCUAACGGUUAACAUAACACGAACUGCUUUUCUCUGAUAUGAGGAUGCUUUUGGAGAACAGCUCUCUGCUUAUCAGGACUGACAGGCAAGAUAGCUGUUAAAACUCCUGAGUGCCAGUCUUCCAGCUCUGGACACUGACCAGCUACUAAACUCAGUGGUGGAGUCCCGAUAUAAUUUAUUUGGUGGAACUGACAGACAAAAAUGGCACUAACUAACGUUAGCUCACAAGCCAAAUAUUGAAUUAACUUUUCUGGACAAUUUACUCAAGCCUGGGAAAGAGCUUGAGGCGAUACCAGUAAAACUGCAAACUGUCUGAUAGUUUGCUAAAAAUAUAUACGUAUUCACCCCAAAACAUUAUAAAACAAAUACAGUUACGGAGUUUUAAACUCCUUGAUACAACAUUUUCAGCACACUUUUCAACUUUAGCAGCAAAGACUUCUCGACUACACCGCGAGAUUAGAGUGAUAGAAUCGCGAGACUGGAAGAACUCAUUUGGCAACGGGAUAAUAGGUGGGAUUUUGAAAAUAAAGUAAAUGAAAACAUUUUAUGCACAACAUCUCUCUCAAACCGUUAAUUGUAUAAAAUGCAACUGAAAUCUAUGUUCAUAAUAUAGUUAAAAAAAAACAAAAAAUAUAAUCAACAUCCCCCUCCCCACUUUGUCUCGCCCUCCCCACCCUGAGAUCCUUCCAGAAGUCGCCGGCAGACCCGUGCGACCAGGUGUUCAGCAACACUCCACUUUUUCACCGAUAAUAGUCCGAAUUUCAGCCAUUGGACACUUCUGAAGUGUCGCCGUCUUUCAGCCAAAAAUGUCCGCUAUGGGGCAGCUCGCGUUCGAUGAGUAUGGACGGCCGUUCAUCAUCAUCAAAGACCAGGAUAAGAAGACUCGCUUAUCGGGCCUUGAUGCACUGAAGUCUCACAUCAUGGCAGCAAAGGCGGUUGCCUCGACGCUGAGGACGUCACUAGGACCAAACGGCCUGGACAAGAUGAUGGUUGACAGGGAUGGGGAGGUGACUGUCACCAACGACGGAGCCACCAUCCUCAGCAUGAUGGAUGUGGACCACCAGAUCGCCAAGCUCAUGGUGGAGCUCUCCAAGUCUCAGGACGACGAGAUCGGAGACGGGACCACCGGAGUCGUUGUGCUGGCUGGUGCUCUCCUGGAGGAGGCAGAGCAGCUGCUGGACAGGGGCAUCCACCCCAUCCGUAUCUCUGAUGGUUACGACCAGGCUGCCAAGAUUGCCAUUGCGCAGCUGGACAAGAUUAGCGAGACUUUUCCUUACGACCCCAGCAACACAGAGCCGCUCAUCCAGACCGCCAUGACCACACUAGGUUCCAAAGUGAUCAACCGCUGCCACAGACAGAUGGCGGAGAUCGCGGUGAACGCCGUCCUAACUGUGGCGGACAUGAACCGUAAGGACGUGGACUUUGAGCUGAUCAAGAUGGAGGGCAAGGUGGGAGGCAAGCUGGAGGACACCCAGCUCAUCAAGGGAGUCAUCAUAGACAAGGAGUUCAGCCACCCUCAGAUGCCCAAGCUCCUGAAAGACACAAAGAUGGCCAUCCUGACCUGCCCGUUUGAGCCCCCUAAGCCCAAGACCAAGCACAAGCUGGACGUGACCUGUGUGGAGGAAUACAAGGCCCUGCAGAAGUACGAGAAGGACAAGUUCCUGGAGAUGAUCAAACAGAUCAAGGAUACUGGCGCUAACCUGGCCAUCUGCCAGUGGGGCUUUGAUGACGAGGCUAACCACCUGCUGCUGCAGAAUGAGCUGCCCGCCAUCCGCUGGGUCGGGGGGCCUGAGAUCGAGCUGAUUGCCAUAGCGACAGGAGGCCGCAUCGUGCCGCGGUUCUCUGAGCUGACCGCCGAGAAGCUGGGUUCAGCCGGCGUCGUCAAGGAGAUCUGCUUCGGCACCACCAAGGACCGCAUGCUGGUCAUCGAGGAGUGCAAGAACUCCAGGGCAGUCACCAUCUUCAUCCGCGGAGGAAACAAGAUGAUCAUUGAGGAGGCUAAGCGCGCGUUGCAUGACGCACUGUGUGUCAUCCGUAACCUGGUCAGGGACAACCGCAUCGUGUACGGGGGCGGAGCCUCUGAGAUCGCCUGUGCCCUCGCCGUCAACCAGGCCGCUGACAAGUGCCCAUCUCUGGAGCAGUAUGCCAUGCGUUCGUUUGCUGAUGCCCUGGAGGUGAUCCCCAUGGCCCUGGCAGAGAACAGCGGGCUCAACUCCAUCCAGACCAUGACUGAGGUCCGUGCCAGGCAGGUCACGGAGUCCAACCCAGCCCUGGGCAUCGACUGUCUGCACCUCAACACCAACGACAUGAAGCAGCAGCAUGUUAUUGAGACUCUUCAUGGGAAGAAGCAGCAGAUCUCUCUGGCCACACAGGUAGUCAAAAUGAUCCUGAAGAUAGAUGACAUCAGAAGCCCUGGAGAGUCAGAAGACUAGGGACCUCUCACUGAGCGCAUGCUCGGCCUGGUCUUCUAGAACUUUUCUUCUAAUUUAGAAUGUUCUGGAGCAGAGGCAUUCUAGAAUGGCUGUGGUUAUAGAAUGUUCUGGAACUCAAAUGCAGAGUUCUAGAAUGUUCCUGUGAUCUAGAGAAGCCUUUAGGCACUUGUCGAGCACUGUGUCCAACCCUGAGUACUGUUAUUUAUCAUUUGAUACUGAACCCCCCCCCCCCCCCCCCCCCCCACACACACACACACACAGACACACCAGCUCUUGUAAUGCUGAAGUCAUCAAUAAAAUGUUGGUCUGUGCAAUUUCUUUCUUGUGGAUUGCCCCCCUCCCCAAUACAAUACUAUUAAUUGAUUCUGUUUAGUACACUCUUGUA
This is a messenger RNA of Oncorhynchus kisutch (coho salmon), 2887 nucleotides long. RefSeq names its product T-complex protein 1 subunit epsilon-like. The transcript has 11 exons. Gene Ontology annotation, biological process: protein folding. Gene Ontology annotation, molecular function: ATP hydrolysis activity; ATP-dependent protein folding chaperone; ATP binding. The coding region runs from base 877 to 2502 and encodes 541 amino acids. NCBI's taxonomy places the organism in Eukaryota, Metazoa, Chordata, Actinopteri, Salmoniformes, Salmonidae. The record is from RefSeq and is a predicted model, not a curated record.